This is a messenger RNA of Staurois parvus, 2407 nucleotides long. The record is from the annotation of a GenBank genome assembly. NCBI's taxonomy places the organism in Eukaryota, Metazoa, Chordata, Amphibia, Anura, Ranidae.
AUGAAAGGAUUAUUUAAACUUUUGCUUCUUCAAACGGCAAGGACAUUUUCGCCACUGUCAUUGAGGAGCUUUUCAAACACUACUACUCCCUAUCUUCAUUACUGCUCAAGAUUACCUACUUUCUGCACCUUACAGCUAGACUUUGCUAUAAGGAUCAGUGGCUGCCACAACAUGGCAGAGCAACGAUAUUGUGUAGAAUAUGCCAAGCGUGGGACUGCAGGCUGCAAGAAAUGCAAAGAAAAAAUAGGAAAAGGCUUGGUACGAAUUGGAAAAAUAGUUCCAAAUCCUUUUAGUGAAUCGGCAGGAGAUAUGAAAGAGUGGUACCAUAUCAAGUGCAUGUUUGAGAAGUUGGAGCGUGUACGAGCAACCACAAAGAAGAUUGAUGACCUCACGGAGCUUGAAGGCUGGCAAGAGCUACAGGAUGCUGAAAAAGAACUGAUCAAUCAGCAUGUGAAAGAACUUGCUACUAAAGCUGGAGCUGCACCAACACCUCGGAAAAAGACUCCUUCAAAGGCAAAUCAACCCCCAACAGCGCCAAGUGUAUCUCCAGCAAAAAUGCCUGCACCCAGCCCUUCACCUUUGAAGUUUUCUGGGUUUUCAGCAAAGUCUGAACCCUCGUCAUCCGCAUCCAAUUCCAGUAUUGGUUCAAGUCUCUCUGCAGAAAAAUGUGAUGCAAAGCACAAGGACUGUUUACUGCGUGAAUUCCGCAAAGUGUGUGCCAUGGUUGCUGAGCAGCCAAGCUAUAAUGCCAAGACCCAGAUCAUUCAGGAUUUCCUAACAAAGGGAACCAGUGGAGAUGGUUUCCAUGGAGAUACAUACUUGACAAUAAAACUGCUGCUACCAGGUGUUAUCAAGAGUGUGUACAACCUCAACGAUAAACAAAUUGUUAAGCUCUUUAGUCGUAUAUUCAACUGCAACCUAGAGGAAAUGGUUCGAGACCUUGAGCAGGGAGAUGUGUCAGAGACUGUUCGGAUUUUCUUUGAAGAAAGUAAAACCUUUCCACCAGCUGCUAAGAGUCUCUUGACAAUUCAAGAAGUAGAUGACCUGCUCAACCAACUUUCUAAAAUGACCAAAGAAGAAGACCAGCAGAAAGUACUGGAGGACAUUGCAUGCAGAUGUACUAGUAAUGAUCUGAAGUGCAUCAUUCGGCUAAUCAAGCAUGAUUUGAAAAAUGAAUGCAGGAGCCAAACAUGUACUUGAUUCUCUUGAUCCUAAUGCAUAUGAUGCAUUCAAAGCAUCUCGUAAUUUGGGAGAUGUGGUGGAACGUGUGCUACAAAACCAGCAGCAAGCACCAGGCAUGAAACGCACACUUAGCAUAAAGGCUACGCUUAUGACGCCUGUUCAGCCUAUGUUGGCUGAAGCCUGCAAAUCUGUAGAGUAUGCUAUGAAGAAAUGUCCAAAUGGAAUGUAUGCAGAGAUAAAGUACGAUGGAGAACGAGUCCAAGUGCACAAAAAUGGUGAUCACUUCAGCUAUUUUAGCCGUAGCCUGAAGCCCGUUCUUCCCCAUAAGGUUGCUCAUUUCAAAGACUAUAUUCCCAAAGCUUUCCCUGGUGGAAAUAGCAUAAUUUUGGACUCUGAAGUGCUUCUUAUUGAUACUAAGACUGGCAAACCCCUUCCAUUUGGAACAUUAGGGGUUCACAAGAAAGCUGCUUUCCAGGAUGCCAAUGUAUGCCUCUUUGUUUUCGACUGCAUAUAUUUUAAUGGAGUUAGCUUAAUGGACAGGCCAUUGGUUGAGAGACGAAAGUUUAUGCGUGAAAAUAUGGUGGAAAUUCCAAACCAUAUUCUGUUCUCAGAAAUGAAACAUGUAACGAAAGCAUCAGAUUUGGCAGACAUGAUAACUCGAGUAAUCAGGGAAGGUUUAGAAGGCCUUGUGCUAAAAGAUGUAAAGUCAAUGUAUGAGCCAGGAAAACGUCACUGGCUGAAAGUGAAAAAGGAUUAUUUGAAUGAAGGCGCUAUGGCAGACACUGCUGAUCUUGCCGUUUUGGGGGCAUUUUAUGGAAAAGGAGCAAAUGGUGGUAUAAUGUCUAUAUUCCUUAUGGGAUGUUAUGACACAGAAAGUGGCAAGUGGUGCACAGUGACAAAAUGCUCAAGUGGUUAUGAUGAUGCAACGCUCGCUCGUUUACAGAAGGAGCUGGAUAUGGUCAAGAUCAAUCCAUCUAAAAUUCCUUCAUGGCUGAAAAUCAACAAGAACUAUUUCCCUGACUUUAUAAUACGGGAUCCUGAGAAUGCCCCUAUUUGGGAGAUCACGGGAGCAGAGUUCUCUAAGGCAGAGGCCCACACAGCUGGUGGAAUUUCUAUUCGUUUUCCACGUUGUACCCGCUUCCGGGAUGACAAAGACUGGAAAACAGCAACUACUUUACAGCAACUAAAGGUAGGAGGAACAGAAAAUAUCUGGACAGGUAACUAG